AUGAAUCACCACCUGUCAAGGGGAAAUGUUUGUGAAAUGGAUCUGAUACUGGCAAGGGCAGGUCUGUUAGAACUCACUGAUGAUCAGAUCAAGAAUAUGACGGUUUGUCCAGUCCAUCGUUACACUCUGGGAAAAUACUGGCAAGCUCCAAAGACCUGCCAGUAUCCAAAACAUCACGGGAAAAAAAUGGCAAUAGCCGGAACACAUGUUAUUAAUUUCAAGACUGCAAGGGAAAUAAAAAAUAUCUUUGGAGAAGCCGUUCCCGUUGGCUCGCGUAAGUACUAUCAGACUAGCAACUAUAACUGUUUUAUGCUUUCAUUUUAUAAUUAACAUAUCAGAAUUAAAGGGUUUUGUCUUCCUUAACAUUUCAACUAGAUACUUUCGUUCGUAAUUACUUAAAAGCGAGCUGUAGACUGAGGGGAAGUCCCAUUCUAUAUAUUUUCUGAACGAUAAACGAUCGAUCCCGUAUUUGAAAGUAUUUUGCAGCCAGAAAAUAACAUAUAACAUAUCAAAUGAUCAUAAUUUGGUUUUUGUAGUUCAUUACAGCAAUAGUUCUUUGCUGUGCGUCAUCCAUAAAUUCGGUCGCUGAUUUAUAGCCUAUAUAACAUAAUUUCCAAGAUGGGAUAUAAAGAUAUAGCUUCUAUUAUCAACUUAGUAGUAAAUUCAGUAUUUUUUUAACAAGUCUUUCCAGGUUGGAAAACUUUUUUUGUUUCUUUUUGUUACUAUAGCUAUUUGCACAACGUGCAGAAAGAAACACAGUGAAGAAGUAGAUCGGAAAUCAGACUGGCUAUACCCUGAGGAAACUGAGGGAGAUGUGCUCCUUCAAAGGUACUGUCGGGAGGGUAGUCGUUUGGUUGUUGUUUUAUAAAAAACACACACACGGUUGUCCUGUCAGGUUAUCCUAUCGAAAGGCAACUAAGUAGCAACCUUUCCAUUUUUAUUCUCCGCAGACCUGCUAAAGAGGCUGCUGUGGGAGCCAUCGGUCGCAUGGUCACUUCAACUCCAUUUCUUGAAGACCAAUCAACGCCAGCUUCCUGGAAUCCCAUAACACCAUGCUGGACUCCAGGGUCAGAGGAGGCCUCUUUAACUUCACCCGUGGUAACCGAUGCAGUCGGCAGGUAUAACGAGGCGAUGGAUACAAUUGCGAGUCUUACUACACAAGAACAAGUAGAACGCGAGCCUCUUAAAUAUCAGCUUAAAACUCCAUUCCAAAACUUAAGCGAUGGGGAACAGCUGAAAUUUGUAAAAAAGGCUAAAGAGGACUGCUUGCACGUAUGUAAUGUAAUUGCCCCAGGAAACGGAGAGGAGCUCUUCGAGUCAAUGAUGUCUGUACAAAGAGAAUUAUUUGAUGGCGCAGUCCCGGAUGAUCUUGUGGUACUCAUGACUGCUUAUAAGAACGCGAAGACCAGGAAUUUAAAGAAACAGAUUCUGAGCCUUUACGCGCAAAGAUACCCUAUGACCAAACUGAAGAAAAUUCACCAACCUUACGGAAGUCUCUCUACAUGGGAAAUAAAGCAAGCACGUUCUCAUGCUAAAAUGCACGGUCCUGGGACCAUCCCUGAAAUCAAGACGAAGCAUCGCGUACGCCUUGAUAUGGGAAAGGUCGACCACUUUGUAGAAUUCAUUAAUAGACCGUACUUUUAUCAGGAUGUUUCAUAUGGUAACAAGGUACUCACCCUAGAUAAUGGUGACAGAAUUGAGAUGCCUAACGUUGUAAGGAUCCUGACAAGGUCUACAAUGAUUGAGCAAUACUUGGAGUAUUGCAAAGAGCAAUGUCACGAGCCACUUAGUAGGUCUUCUCUGUUUAAAAUAUUGGAGGUUCGAGAAGCGUCUCAGCGUAAAUCGCUCCAGGGAUUGGACAAUACGGCUGCAGAUGGUGCUGCGGGCUUUCAGACUAUUGAGACGCUGGUUGAAACUCUUGAGAAGGGAGGAAUGGAGAAACAUUGGUGUUUACGUAUUUGCCAGAACCUACGCGAUGCUAAACGCUAUCUCAAAACUGACUACCGUGUACACUGUCAACAGCAUUACUCUACUUGCGCUGACCACUGUAGAAAGUUUGCGCUUAGUGAUCCUGUUGAUCCCGAGCUCCAGCAUCCUUGUCCGCAUCAGCAUCAAUCGACUUGCGAGCAAUGCCAAGGGCUGAAGGAUGUUCUAAAGGAAGUGAGACUAGCGAUUGAAGGGUCAUCAUGGAAGCCUUACAGUUGCGAACAACGAGAAGAUGUCCUUUACGACUUUGACCGUGCACAGUCAGACAUCUUGCUGUGGAAAGCGCACAUUGUACGCUCAAUAAAUCAGGAGGAGGCGAAACAAGAUGCACUGAAAUCAGAAGACCCACAGUCAGCCAUUCUGAUCAUGGACUGGGCCAUGAAGUUCCUCCAAAUAAAAUUUCGUGAGAAACAGUCUGAAUGGUUCGGCAAACGGGGGCUCAGCUGGCAUAUUUCCACCUUUAUAACUAAGAAUGUUGACUCUGGAAAAAUUGAGCUGCAAUCGUAUGCUCAUAUCUUCGACUCUUGCCAGCAAGACUGGUACGCAGUAUGCUCGAUCAUCGAAAACACACUUGAGGUUGUAAAGAAAGAACAUCCCCAGAUUACCCAAGUGAACCUAAGGAGUGACGAAGCAGGCUGUUACCACAAUAACUUUCUCUUAGCCGCCGUUAGAGAUGCCGGAAGACGAGUAGGCAUUGAAGUAGCACGGUAUGAUUUUUCCGAGCCGCAGUAUGGAAAAGAUAUCUGUGAUAGAAUCCUUUGUCCAAUGAAGUCAUCCAUCCGACGAUAUUGCAAUGAAGGACACGAUGUCGUUUCUGCGAAAGACAUGCGUGUAGCGCUUUCAGAACGUCCUGUUCAAGGUACAACUGCCUCCGUGUGCGCAAUGAAUGAGACUCAAAAGACACUCGAAGUACGUAAGAUAGAAGGUUUCAGCAAGUAUCACAAUUUCAAGUUUGAAGUGCAAGGAAUUAGAGCAUGGAGAGCUUAUGGUGUUGGACUGGGCAAGUUUAUUCCUUACCGAGAGGUCAUAACUGAACCUCAAGGUCCUACUGGUCUCAUUGUGCAUGAAAACUUCUUUCCUCUCAAAGAAGCUCGAGUAUAUAAGAGAGAGACAAACAGUGAAAAUGAACAAUGCAACGGUCUUUUCUCUUGUUCUGAGCCCGGGUGCAACAUGGUUUUCAAGAAAUUCAGUGAACUCGAAAAUCACCUUGAUGUUGGUGAGCACAGCCAAGUUCGCGGAAACUCUGAUACGGUGUAUGACAAGCUCAGAAGAGACUGGGCGGAGAAAUUUCGUACUGUUGAUAAGGACGAAGAAAUCAGAAGCGUGCCUGAAGCAGUUGUAGAGGAGCAUCACGAAAAGAAUAAAACUGGCCGCUCUCCCGAGUGCAGUGACUUGCAGACUGGAUGGGCUCUACACAAACCCCGAAACGAAGCUGUGCGUUUUCCUACCGAGGUUAAACAGUACCUAACAACGAAAUUUGAUCUUGGAGAAAGAACUGGCAUCAAGUCAGAUCCCGCAAAAGUGGCAGCAGAUAUGCGAACUGCAAGAAACCCAGACAGUUCUCGGAUGUUUGAAAGGAAACAUUGGCUCACAAAGGGUCAAGUACAGGGAUUUUUUUCGAGGCUAGCGGCCUCGCGAAGAAGCAAAGCACAUCGGGAAGCGCUCAAUGAAGACGUAGAGGCGGAACAGGAAGAGCAGGAAAGACGAGCCACCCUGGAAGAGGUAGCCACCCACCUUGGUCCUAAGCAUCCGAUCUGCUAUGAUUCAUACUGUUUAUGUGACCUUUCACGCGAGAAGAAACUUGAAACAUUUAGCGUUGCUAUGCUCAAGGACAUGUUGAAAUACUUUGAAAUUCCUUUUAGUUCUCGCGAUAGAAAAAAAAUUCUUGUAGCGAACCUAUCGGAAUUUCUUGAAGGCUGUGACUGUAACCAGCCACGUUAA
Messenger RNA from Porites lobata, 3927 nucleotides. Lineage: Eukaryota; Metazoa; Cnidaria; Anthozoa; Scleractinia; Poritidae. The record is from the annotation of a GenBank genome assembly.